AGAAACCUCCCUCCCUUCUUCUCUCUCCCUCCCCCCACCCUCUCUAUUCUUCGUUGAUUUCUCUGUCUCAUGCGUUUCUCCAAAAAUCCAACCUCUUGAUAGCUCUCAUUAUUAUUAUAGUUAUUAUCAUCGUCUGAGCCGUCGUUCUGGUGAAGAAAAUGUCAUCGCCGGGAUUCACGGGUGGUGGGGCACCGGAGUUCUACGGCCGAGUUGGCCGAUCCAUGGCGGCAAACGCCAUGAACGAUCCUACCAACGCCAACAAUCUUCAACCUUCUCUUCAUCCUCUGUACCGAACCCAGCAACAACAACAACACCACCCACCAAUUCUUCUAGAUCCUUAUACGCAGAUCGCAAGGCAAAAUCCGAGUCUCAUCAGGAAGCGAACCCUCGCAGAAUUUCAAACUCACCAGCACAACCCCAGCAAUCAGGUUCUUUCAAGCUUCCUUUUACGCUCUGUGAAGCCCAGAACCUUCCAGAAUAGCUCCCCUAUGUCUCCUAUGUCACCCAUCGAUUUCUCCAUGUCCCCUGAAUUGGCAAACCCCUCGGUUUUCUCGUCACAGCGCUUUGGGUUUCCUCUGCUUCAGCAAUCUCGCCCCCAGACGAUGAAUCUCCCAAACGCAGCCUUAUCCAGAGCUGGGUUUCCAUAUUUGAAUGGUAAUUUGGUUCAGGAAAGUGAGAAGAAGGUCAUGGACCAUCGGCUUCAGGAGUUGGAGAAACAGCUUUUGGAAGACAACGACGACGAAGAAGGCGAUGCGGUAUCUGUGAUCACCGGCAGCGAGUGGUCAAUACAGAACCUGAUCAGCGCCGGCGUACAGAAACCAAUUUCGUCGUCGCCUACUUCGUCUACAACCUCGACGACGUCGUCAUCUUCUUCUGUUCCUUCACCUGCAACCACCUGUUUGAAGCAGUCGUUAAUGGAGGCCGCAUCUGCAAUUUCCGAAGGGAAAUCCGAGUCCGCCAUGGAGAUCCUGACCCGUAUGGCCCAGUUAUCGAACCCGCACGGCAAUUCGGAUCAACGAUUGAUGGAUUGUAUGAUCUCCGCGCUGAAAUCCCGUGUGAACCCGCACGAUAACCCACCUCCGGUUGGAGAACUCUUUAGCAGCGAACACGCCGAGUCGACUCAGUUGCUCUACGAACAUGCUCCGUGUUUCAAGGUUGGGUUUAUGGCGGCUAAUCUAGCAAUCCUCGAAGCCGCAUUCGAGGACAACACAGAGAACAACGGCAGCAACAAGUUACACGUGGUCGAUUUCGACAUCGGCAGGGGCAAGCAAUACAAAAAUCUCCUCCACGAGCUCUCGGCGCGUCAGAAUGGAAAACUAUUCACGGUGUGCAUCACGGCGGUUGGGGAGAACGGCAGUGAAGAGAGGUUGAAGAUGGUGGGCGAAUUGUUAAGACAACACGCUGAGCAAUUCGGGGUCGGGUUCGAGUUCAGAUCAGUAACUCAAAAACUCACCGAGUUAACGCGUGAGUCACUAGGGUGCGGGCCCGACGAGCCCCUCGCGGUGAACUUCGCUUUCAAAUUGUACAGAAUGCCCGAUGAGAGCGUUUCCACAGAGAACCCCCGAGACGAGCUUCUCCGGCGCGUGAAAGGAUUGGCCCCGCGCGUGGUGACGUUAGUGGAGCAAGAGAUAAACACCAAUACGGCGCCGUUCACGUCCCGCGUUUCCGAAUCGUGCUCGUAUUACAGCGCCCUAUUCGAUUCGCUCGACUCGACAACCACAAGAGACAGCUCAGAGCGAGUGAAGUUGGAACAAGGACUGAGUCGAAAGCUUCGCAACUCGAUCGCGUGCGAAGGAAGAGAUCGCGUGGAAAGGUGCGAAGUGUUUGGCAAGUGGAAGGCGCGUACGAGCAUGGCGGGUUUUCAACUGAGGGGAAUGAACCAGAGAAUCGCCGAGACGAUAAAAGCGCGACUCAACCAGGGGAGCCGAGUCAACCCGGGAUUCACAGUGAAAGAAGAGAAUGGUGGGAUUUGUUUUGGUUGGAUGGGUCGAACACUCACCGUCGCAUCUGCUUGGCGUUAACUUCACUUACUUUUUCGUUUUUCUUUCUUUUUUUUAAUAUCCAAUUGUUAUUACUAUAUUUUAACGUUAUCUAGCUAUAAUGGAAAGGAAAAGGCAAUAUAUAUAUUUGGAAAUUGAGAGGAAA
This is a messenger RNA of Neltuma alba, 2145 nucleotides long. RefSeq names its product scarecrow-like protein 8. The transcript has a single exon. The record is from RefSeq and is a predicted model, not a curated record. The coding region runs from base 159 to 2021 and encodes 620 amino acids. Lineage: Eukaryota; Viridiplantae; Streptophyta; Magnoliopsida; Fabales; Fabaceae.